AGCCAACAUUCUAUUCCCUUUUUUUAGAUUUUUCUUUAACUCUAUCGAAGCCCUAAAAAUAAAAAUAAGAUAAAGAUGAAGCCAGUUUUCGUUGGAAAUUUCGAAUAUGAGACACGUCAAUCGGAUUUGGAGAAGUUGUUUGGCAGAUAUGGAAGGGUUGAUCGUGUUGAUAUCAAAUCUGGAUUUGCUUUUGUUUACUUUGAGGAUGAGCGUGAUGCUGAAGAUGCGAUUCAUGCUCUUGAUAAUACCCCCUUUGGAUAUGACAGGCGCAGGCUCUCCGUGGAAUGGGCUAGGGGUGAGCGAGGUCGGCACCGUGAUGGCUCCAAGUCUCAGGCUAAUUUGAGGCCAACUAAAACUUUAUUCAUAAUUAACUUUGAUCCAAUCCGCACAAGGGUUAGUGAUAUUGAGGAUCAUUUUACACCUCACGGGAAUGUUCUCCAUGUCCGUAUCCGGCGCAACUUUGCAUUUGUGCAGUUUGAAACACAAGACGAGGCCACAAGAGCUCUUGAAGCUACACACAUGAGUAAAAUACUGGACAGGGUUGUGUCUGUGGAGUAUGCUCUAAGAGAUGACAGUGAGAGGGGAUCUCGUUCGAUCAGUCCUAGAAGACAUACUGGUCGUCACCCUGGUCGUCGAGGUGAUAGUCCUUCUAGGUCACCAAGUCCUUACAGGAGAGGUCGACCUAGUCCUGAUUAUGGGCGUGCCCGAAGCCCCGUGUAUGACAAGUACACUGGACCGUCUUAUGACAGGCCUAGGAGCCCUACAUAUGGAAGAUACCGCAGCCGGUCUCCUGUCCGCAGGUCAAGAACUUGAGACUAUCUGUUUGUUUCAUGGAAGUACAGUGGGUACCUUGAAAUUACGAGUCUGCAAUAGUUUUUAUGUUUUAUUAUGUAGGAUUAUGGAGCUCUUCCUUGUUUUAGGUUAGGGUAUUGUUUGAAGUUUGUUUGAGCAUAUUGUGGAACCUUUUGGAGUUGUUUGAUUGUUAUUAUUACUUUCAUUAAAAUCUUUGAAGCCAA
Messenger RNA from Erigeron canadensis, 1016 nucleotides. Its product is annotated as serine/arginine-rich splicing factor RS31-like. The coding region runs from base 76 to 813 and encodes 245 amino acids. The transcript has 6 exons. The record is from RefSeq and is a predicted model, not a curated record. Gene Ontology annotation, cellular component: nuclear speck. Gene Ontology annotation, biological process: mRNA splicing, via spliceosome. NCBI's taxonomy places the organism in Eukaryota, Viridiplantae, Streptophyta, Magnoliopsida, Asterales, Asteraceae. Gene Ontology annotation, molecular function: RNA binding.